UCUGUCGUAAUGUUCGUGGAACAUUCUGAACCGAACGUGGCGGCCAGUUCAAAACGUUCGAUCAUAUCCAUGCUUUAGCGAUUGUGUUUUCAUUUUGUGCUGUUUCUGUAGAAUUAAUAAUUUUGUAAUAAGUGUGUAACUGCAUCGGAAGCAAUUCUUUUGGAUUACACUGAAAAUUAAAGACCAGAAAUAUUUGGAUAUAUUGAUUCCUCGAAAAACACGAUACUUUGCUGAUACUGAUGACCUUUGAUUAUCAAGCACGAAAGCUUUAACAUGAGACCCCCGCGAGACGGGAACUGUCCUGUGCACAAUCGUCUGCUUGCUCAACAACAUCCUGCAGCAUCAUGAUCAAAUAUAUAUGCUUUAACAUCCAGCUACAAAAUUUGUCUUUGGAACUCUCUACGAAAAGCAACUUUGAAGGACUUAUGAUGUACUGCACCCUAGCACCAGGAUAAAAUUUGAGAAUUAAUAUAGACUAGGAAAAGUAAUUUACACAUUCGUCUUCUUACUGUGAAACAUAACUUAUUUCAAUGUUUAGUUGCUUAAACUGUAAUAACAUUCGGUGUAGUUGACAGUGUUUGUGUGAUUAGUAUGUCUCUGUACGGAGAGGAGAGAUUUUAUGAGAGUCUGAAGAAAGAACCCGAAGACCGAGACAGUGAUGACCAUCAGAUAAUUUAUUCUUAUCUCCAUGGGUUGGAGGCUUUGUCAUCACUUAGGGAAGCUUCACUUCGGACUCUAUGCAAAACUAUCCGCUACGAGGCUUAUGAAGCCAACGAUAUUCUCUACUGCCGAGGAGAACUCAGUACAUGUUGGUUUAUACUCCUGUCUGGAUCUGUCUUCAUCGAUGGCUCCAUGUAUCUUCCUCGCAGCAG
Molecule: messenger RNA, 872 nt
Organism: Stegodyphus dumicola
Lineage: Eukaryota; Metazoa; Arthropoda; Arachnida; Araneae; Eresidae
Product: rap guanine nucleotide exchange factor 2-like
Biological process (GO): Ras protein signal transduction
Cellular component (GO): plasma membrane; apical plasma membrane
Molecular function (GO): guanyl-nucleotide exchange factor activity; protein binding
Source: RefSeq, a predicted model, not a curated record